GCUUCUAUUGUGUUGUAUGGUGUUAACCUAACCUAACCUAACCUAAUCAAUGUCGUUGGCGGGAAUACCAUUUUUUUUCUGUUACAAACACACUGUCGAUAGUGUUGGUACCUCUUGGUAUCUGUUGUUUGUCUUUUGAUGGUGCCCAGUUUUCUUUCAUUUACUUGGAUCCCGCCACACGGUUGACAUCUCCAACGCCGUAAAUUCAUUUCAGAUAUUUUCAUUGACAAGUCUUCGAUAUGAAUCCCAGCCGAAACAAAGUCACUAAAAAUGACAAAAAAUCUAAUUCUAAUAACAAAAAACAAGAAGAGGAAAACCAGGUGUAUGUCGUUGAAAAGGUUUUAGAUAAAUGUGUAAGGCAUGGCAAGGUGGUAUACUUUCUCAAAUGGAAAGGUUUCAGUGAUUCGGAAAAUUCUUGGGAACCUAUUGAAAAUCUUAAUUGUGAUGACUUGAUCAACAUUUUUGAACGUGAAAGAAAAAGCAAGACAUCGAAUUCAAUUGAUUUAGAAUCUUCUGAUGAGUCUGACAAUAAAAAUACUGAGGAGCAGAAAGUAGCAGAAAAAGUUGUGGCUGUUGAUAAACUGCAUGGCCAGAUUGUAUAUAAUAUUAAAUUUAAAGGAAUUAAAGAACCUGUGGUAGUAAAAAAUAAUACUGCUGAACAAUUAUACUCAAAACUCAUUAUCAAAUACUAUGAAAGUUAUUUGUUUAAAUAA
Messenger RNA from Rhopalosiphum maidis (corn leaf aphid), 713 nucleotides. RefSeq names its product chromobox protein homolog 3-like. NCBI's taxonomy places the organism in Eukaryota, Metazoa, Arthropoda, Insecta, Hemiptera, Aphididae. Gene Ontology annotation, biological process: chromatin organization; negative regulation of transcription by RNA polymerase II. Gene Ontology annotation, cellular component: pericentric heterochromatin; nucleus. Gene Ontology annotation, molecular function: chromatin binding. The transcript has 2 exons. The record is from RefSeq and is a predicted model, not a curated record. The coding region runs from base 240 to 713 and encodes 157 amino acids.